Messenger RNA from Meyerozyma guilliermondii ATCC 6260, 1374 nucleotides. RefSeq lists its product as uncharacterized. Bases 1 to 1374 code for a protein of 457 amino acids. Lineage: Eukaryota; Fungi; Ascomycota; Pichiomycetes; Serinales; Debaryomycetaceae. Gene Ontology annotation, cellular component: ESCRT III complex; multivesicular body; cytoplasmic side of plasma membrane. The transcript has a single exon. Gene Ontology annotation, biological process: late endosome to vacuole transport via multivesicular body sorting pathway; vesicle budding from membrane. The record is from RefSeq and is a predicted model, not a curated record.
AUGACCAUAGAAGACGAGAUACGAAACCACAAGAGCUUUACGCCUUCCCGACUACGGUCGCUAUACAAUGACUUUUCCAAACUCAAACUAUUGAAUCCAGAGGGCUAUGAUGCUAAUAUAUACGCAUGGAGCUCGCUCCUUCAAACCUUGGCUAAGAAGAAUUAUUUUGGUUUAUUUUCCUUUCCUGUCAAUGAGCCCAGUUUGGAGGACUUUCUCUCCCUAGCAGAAUUUGGAAAGCCUCGAUCUCUUGGCGAUGUCCUCCAGGCAAUGCUAGACGCUGAAACAAUCGUGCCAGCUUCACAAUUCGUAUCACAUCAGACAAGAUUUAGUCUCAAGAAAGACGCUAGCUCUUCAUUUUCUCCACGAGUACUUCUCUCUAGGAUCAUGAGCCUGGCGGGCUUUGGUCAGUUUAAAUCUGUGGACUCCAAGUGUAAACUAGUGAACGAGAGAUACAUUAUAUGGAACCAGCUUGUUGAGGUGGGAAGCAAUAUACUUAAGCACCUCCAGGAAAAAAUGACUAAAGGUGUUUAUUCUGACUGUAUUUACACUGGUCAUUUACUACGACAGCACAUACUGGAGUUCUUGGGAAAGGAUAUUAAUACCGCUGAAUUUGAGAUACUUUUGGUAUAUUGGUCCAGAGACCAGAGAGUGUGUCUUCUUCAAAGGGCUGCCGAUGUGCUGGCUGGCGACGUUGAUGAGGCUAUAGUCAAGUUCAAGCUUGAGCAAAUCACAAGCGAAGAUAUUGCUAUCGCCAAUCUCAGAGAUAAUGCAUUCAAAGUUGCCAAGAGAGAAAUAUACUUGCAUGAGAAAAUUGAAUCUACGAGGAAUUCAAUCAAAGCUUUACUUCAGCAACAAUUGAAGACGAAUGAGGAUACCACACGACAGAGAAUCAAGUCUUUAUUGUCCACUAAAAGGUUGCUCACCAAAUCUUUUACAAAUGCUUCAGAACUCUCUAUUCAAUUAUCUACCAUUCUCAACAAGAUCGACGACAGCAGCAACAACAUUGCAACAUACCAAUUGUUGUCGCAAAGUUCCAAGGCAUUAACAUCCAUGCAAUCCAAGAUCGAUAUAGAUCAAGUCCUUAAUCUCAAAGAAGAUAUUCAAGAGCAAAUUCAAACUACUGAUGAGAUUACAGAUGCUUUAAGCGCACCGCAAAACGCAAGCGAUGACGAAAUUGAACAAGAGUUGCAAGAGAUGGAACGAGAAGCUCAACAGAAAGAAGCGAAGGAGAGCAAUGCUCAGAAUCCUGCUGAACCAGCUAAAACUGCUACAGAGCCACUUCCAAAAGAGAACGAUGUAACCAGCAAGAUGGAACAUUUGCAACUUUCUGACAACGAAGAACCCCAGCAAAAAGAGGAACCUUUGCUUGCGUGA